Molecule: messenger RNA, 1119 nt
Organism: Pochonia chlamydosporia 170
Lineage: Eukaryota; Fungi; Ascomycota; Sordariomycetes; Hypocreales; Clavicipitaceae
Product: alcohol dehydrogenase
Exons: 1
Coding region: 1-1119 (372 amino acids)
Source: RefSeq, a predicted model, not a curated record
AUGACCACUUCCCCAGGCGAUGAUUCAAUACCAUCCCUCAUCACACUCAUAAUCACGACUUCGCCGACCCUGUCAGCCCCGUCCAUCGAGCUACUCUCCACAGUCCUCAAGUCAUUUCGCCGCCAUUGCGCCCAGCUCCUGGACUGCAAAGUCGUAGUCGUUUUCGACGGAUGUGAACAAAUCACAUCUCACCCUCGCCUGAAAAAGGGCUACGUUACACCAAAAGGAGCAGAGCACUACGAAACCUACAAGAAGAAUGUGAAAAACCUCUUCCUAGAAGAAUAUCUGCAGGGAAAAUCGAUAGGAAAAUUAACAGAGACUCACGGCGAGGCUGAGUACGGCUCACCACACAAGGUCAAGCCAGUUCCAUUCGUCACUACAUCCACAGAAGAUGGCCGCAUCAAUUUCAUCGAGGUGACGGCUCAGCGACUGGGAUUCGGCCUAGCAGUCCGCACGGCAAUCCGAUCAGUUAAUACGCCUUACAUCUGGGUCCAUCAACACGACUGGGCUCUCAAAUAUGAUAUCCCCAUUACAUCGCUCCUCGACGUGAUGCAAGCCUCAGAGGCGGAUGAUGCAAAACCCAUAAAAUACGUCUGUUUGCCGUCGGGCCGUAGAACCUCGUACGCAACCUCUGAUCAGGUCAUGCCCUUUCCGGAACUGCGGAAGCUAGCGUCCGCCCUCACUGGCGACUAUGUCUCGCCGAGUGAUUCCUCGGUUGUGGUUCCGCUGACGCCCAUGUUCUUCUGGCAUGAUAAGCCGCAUAUUGCGUCGAGAGCGCAUUAUCUUCAGCGUGUGUUCCCGACCAGACUGGCUAUGAUGAGAGGGGCCUUUAUCGAGGAUACGAUUGGGCAGAGGGCCAGGAAUCAGAUGAAGGAGGGGCAGUGGGCGAAAUGGGCGACUUGGCUCUAUCAUCCUGAGGGGGGGAAGGAAGUUUGCUUGAAGCAUCUUCAUGGGAGGACGUGGAGGGGUGAGGAGGAGGAGAUGAGGAAGAGAAUGACGUAUCGGGAGCGGAAUAUGGCUUCGGCGGAUGGGAAUGGGGGAAAUAAUGGUGAUGAAUUUAGACGUAUAGAUGAUUUAGAUGUGGAGAUAUACCCAGCGUUGUCGGGAGACGAGACAUAG